Molecule: messenger RNA, 3506 nt
Organism: Melanotaenia boesemani (Boeseman's rainbowfish)
Lineage: Eukaryota; Metazoa; Chordata; Actinopteri; Atheriniformes; Melanotaeniidae
Gene: enc3
Product: ectodermal-neural cortex 3
Exons: 4
Coding region: 270-2039 (589 amino acids)
Molecular function (GO): protein binding
Source: RefSeq, a predicted model, not a curated record
GUCUGUACUCAGACUCGCUGCGUGGCUCAAACAGUAGCUCACCGAGCAACAAAGUUUCCACGUUGUUCCUGCGCGGACAAACCAGAAGUUCGAGGAUAGACAAAUGGCUUUUCCGUUUUUGUGCUGUUUAGGACGUGAUAUAGUUUUAAAUUCGAAAAGCGGGUUUGUCUAAAUUGCGGUGCAACUUCAUACAAAUCGGCGACGGAUCAAGUUGUAGCCGAGAUAAAGGAAUCUGGAUCGGUCCUGCUCCUAUCAAGAUCAAAGCCAAGAUGUCUGUCAGCAACCACGAAAACAGAAAGUCUCGCUCCAGCUCUGGCUCCAUGAAUAUCCAACUCUUCCACAAGACGUCCCAUGCUGACAGCUUGCUGACUCAACUCAACCUGCUGCGCAAACGCAAAGUCUUCACCGAUGUUGUGCUGAAAGCCGGCAAUCGCUCUUUCCCCUGCCACCGGGCCGUCCUGGCUUCCUGCAGCCGAUAUUUCGAGGCCAUGUUCAGCGGCGGGCUCAGGGAGAGUCGUGACGCUGAUGUCAACUUCCACGACUCUCUCCACCCAGAGGUGCUUGAGCUCUUGCUCGACUACGCAUACUCUGCUAGAAUCAUAAUCAAUGAGGAGAAUGCAGAGUCGCUCCUUGAAGCUGGAGAUAUGCUUCAGUUCCACGACAUCAGAGAUGCAGCGGCAGAGUUCCUAGAAAAGAACCUCCACCCAUCUAACUGUCUGGGGAUGAUGCUGCUGUCAGACGCCCACCAGUGCCAGAGACUGUACGAGCUGUCAUGGAGGAUGUGCCUGGCAAACUUCGCUACUCUCUUCAAGACAGAAGACUUCCUCAGCUUGCCCAGAGACAAAGUCAAGGAGCUAAUCCUCAGUGAAGAACUGGAGGUGGAGGAUGAGAGCUUGGUGUACGAGGCUGUUAUCGACUGGGUCAAAGCCGAUAUGGAGCAGCGGCACAAUGAGUUGCCUGAGCUGCUGCGCUGUGUCCGCCUGGCGCUGCUGCCUGAAUCCUACCUGCUGAAGAACGUUGCUUCGGAGGAGCUUGUGAUGUGCCACAAAGUGGGGCGGGAGAUCGUUGAAGAUGCUGUGCGGUGUAAGAUGAGGAUCCUUCAGAAUGAUGGCAUUGUAACAGGGUUCUGUGCACGGCCCAGAAAAGUCAGCCAGGCCCUUCUGCUGCUGGGAGGACAGACUUUCAUGUGUGAUAAAGUCUACAUGAUCGAUAACAAGACCAAGGAGAUCACACCAAAAACCGACAUCCCCAGCCCCAGGAAAGAGUGCAGCGCCUGUGCUAUAGGGUGCAAGGUUUAUGUUACUGGAGGCCGUGGCUCUGAGAACGGAGCCUCAAAAGAUGUCUGGGUGUAUGACACGUUACACGACGAGUGGUCCAAAGCUGCGCCAAUGCUGGUCGCCAGAUUUGGGCACGGAUCUGCAGAGCUCGACCACAUGCUGUACGUCGUGGGAGGACACACAUCUCUCACAGGAUCCUUCCCUGCCUCUCCAUCUGUCUCUCUUAAACAGGUGGAACAGUACGACCCGCAGACCAAUAAGUGGACGCUGGUGGCUCCACUCAGGGAAGGAGUGAGCAACGCUGCCGUUGUCGGUGCCAAAAACAAACUCUUCGCCUUUGGGGGCACCAGCGUCAACAGAGACAAAUAUCCAAAGGUGCAGUGCUUUGAUCCCUGCCAGAAUCGGUGGUCGGUACCGGCUGCUUGUCCGCAGCUGUGGCGGUACACGGCAGCGGCCGUGGUUGGCAACCAUGUGGUCGUGAUCGGAGGCGACACAGAAUUCUCAGCCAGCUCAGCAUACCGGUUCAACAGCGAGACGUACCAGUGGUCAAAGUUUGGUGACGUGACGGCGAAACGGAUCAGCUGUCAUGCAGUGGCAUCAGGAAACAGACUAUAUGUAGUUGGGGGGUACUUUGGAGCUCAGAGGUGUAAGACACUAGACUGUUACGAUCCAUCAUCAGACUCCUGGGACAGUGUAACCAGUGUGCCCUACUCUCUCAUUCCUACUGCCUUCGUCAGCACAUGGAAGUACCUCCCAGCAUAAAGAUGCACUGACUCUCCCAGACUUCCUGAUGAGCUAUGGCGUCUGGUAUGCGGGCAUGUGUCUCUCUUCACUGGCUCCGAGGAGGAGGAAGAUGAAGACGAAGGGGGGUUUGUGUUUUCCCAUUAUGGCUCCAUCCAGCCCGAUGGACAUUAUAUUCAGCUGCAGAGAUCCAAAGGCCUGGUAACAGCCCAGAGACUGGAAGUCUACGGCCUCUUCCCACCUGAUCUGUUUACUUGUACUUUGUGUAACUUUCCCAUGCAGCCUGCAGUUUGAGUGGGACUUGUUGCCAUGCCAACUCCAAGGAGCUCUCAGCCAUCUCUGAAACCCACUGACUUCUCUUUUUCCUCCUCCUGGGGCAAAUAAGCUACUGCGACUGUAUAAGCCCUGCACUGCUCAGAUGACCUACCCCACUAUCACACAUGUAUCAUCUCACCAGUACGCCACCAGUUUAACUGGCUGGUUUGUUUUACAAAAAGUGAAGCUGUCCUUCUGUUGGACUUUCUCUCCACUCCUGACACGUUUACUCAGGUCUAAAGUUUUUGGACUGAACUGAUUUAGGCUGAAUUAGACCCUUGUGAAGCCAGGCAUAUGGAGAAGGAGAGAAGACGUGUGGAAGUGUGUGAUUUUGUGCACAGAAACAAUCUUUCUAUCUGUAUUUUUAGCAUUUGGACUUGGGCUUCCCUCAAUUUUGGUGAGCUAAAUUUGUACCUUCCUCCACAUCUUAAAAAAAGAAGAAAAAAAAACUCAUGAGGGAGAAUGUGGCCCAUCAUGGCUGAAGGAGAUAUUUAUCUGUUUCAAGAUGUUAUUUCAGACGAUGAGUUUUGUCCAUUUCGUGUCUCAGGGUUGUGUUUUUUUUUUGUUUUUUUUUAGCCUGUAUUUGUUCAAGGAAAAGUUACAUAGUCUGUUUGUCCAUUCUCUCUUUCUCUGAAUGUACUAUCUCUGUGAUUAACAAUUUUACAAAAUCUCUCAUUUUAGAAAAAUUUCCUUACGUUGAUUAUGUUUAAUAUCGAAACAUAAAUAUUGCCAAAACAAAUAGUUAACCUUAGUGUUAUUUUGUUUUUAAAUAACAAAAAACUAAGUAGUUAGCUUUGUAGAUUUUGUUAUUUUUUCCAUUUUAUCUUUGAAUAUCUCUUUAAUAGAAGUAUUUUGUGUAUAGUUUGUAUAUUUACUUUGUAAUUAAUGUGUAGAUGCAUUUGAUUUGCACAAUUUGUUCAAGGAAACUUCUCAUUGGUCUUAAUUUUGUAUCUUUUGUGUUAACCCAGCUUGGGUUGUGUGAAUAAUUAAAGCUUUUUUGUAGCAUAUUUGCAAGUUGCAUCUCUCCAAAAUCUUCAUUGUGGCCCUGUGCAAAUCACCAAUAUAUUAAAGUUUGUCAGUUAUACUGAUGUAUGAAGCUAUUACUGAUACAACCUGUUACUUCUUGUUUUUCUGCUUAUAACUGGUCAAUAAAAAGGGUCGUGUUGAAAAGUA